Erpetoichthys calabaricus (reedfish) is the source of this 1955-nucleotide messenger RNA. Its product is annotated as signal-transducing adaptor protein 1-like. Gene Ontology annotation, biological process: positive regulation of B cell receptor signaling pathway; cell surface receptor protein tyrosine kinase signaling pathway. NCBI's taxonomy places the organism in Eukaryota, Metazoa, Chordata, Cladistia, Polypteriformes, Polypteridae. The coding region runs from base 230 to 1267 and encodes 345 amino acids. The transcript has 10 exons. The record is from RefSeq and is a predicted model, not a curated record. Gene Ontology annotation, molecular function: protein kinase binding; signaling adaptor activity.
UGAAACUCUCCGCGCUAGCGGGCUGGGAUUUCCCUCGCUUUGAAAAGGAAAAAUCAAACCUGAUUUCCUCAUUCCAAAAGGAAAUAAUCGCUGAAGUGUGACCUGCUCCUGUCACCGCUGCUCCGAGCAAACACCUGGAGUCACACAGGCGGAUCACUCGCUGCCCACCGUUUCACCGCCCCGCUCAUUUCUCAGUCCGGUGGAUUCCGCACCCGAGACACCCGCCGAGAUGUCUGCGCAGGCGCCAGCACCCCGAGUCCGCAGCAAGAAGCGAACGCAGAUCACGGCGUUACCGUUGUACUUCUCGGGCUUCACCAUGAAACGACGUAAGGGAGAGACGGACUACCAGCAAUAUUAUGCAGAGCUUCGAGGCAAUGUCAUUUUCCUGUAUGAAAAUGAGAAGAAAAGUGAGUAUUCUGAAAAGUUGGAGCUUCAGCAUCUGGAUUCUGUGUCUUUGGUUCGGAUGGAUGUAAACACAGAAGAAAUGACGUUGGCUUUUCCUCAAGAAGAAGUGCAGUUAAAGUUUGAGAACUGCGACAAUGGGGAAGAGUGGAAAGCAUUUAUUUAUACCGUUGCAAAGCUGGAAAUCCCCACAAGACUGCAGCUGCUUCCUGGACAGCUGCUCCGACUGAAAGAAACUUUGGAACAGGAGCAGGCGAGACAAACGACCUCAGCGCCCCCUGCCGAGGAGCCAUCACCACCUGCACCGCUCCACUGUUAUGAAGAUGCAAUGACAGGCCUGCCGCCAUGUUUCUUCACCGUGUCAAGAAGUCAAGCGGUUGCAAUGCUCAAAGAAUCUCCAUCACAUGGCAAUAUGAUUCUACGACCAGGUAGCAACAGCCUAAGUUAUGCGGUGACGGUCCGAGACCCUCAGUUCAGUGGACUGUCCAUCAAGCACUACAAGGUGAACAUCGUACAUAAUGGAUUCAUCAUAGAGCUUGACAACCCUGUGUAUAAGAAGACACUCAACGAAGUCAUUGAUUACUUCAUCAAGCAGACAGACGGACGUCUCAAACCUUACAUCGAGUCACAUGACUAUGAAGUUGCAAUCAAUCUGUUAGAUGACCCCCAUAAGACAAGACCAACAAUGCCACCGAGGUCUACUUCUCAGCCACAGUUUACUCCAAAGGACACGUUGAUGACUCGCCAGAGGAGUCAAAGCUGCGCUGAAAACACAUACGUCAAUGACAACGAUGCACGUGGUGAUUUCCUACAGGAACUACAAGGGAAGUUCCAGAUCAGGAAGGGCACUCAUUGGCAGCUCUAAUAGAAACCGCAAAUGUGGACCGUCAUUAAAGGGGUCGUCAAUGCACAAGCCCAGUGUGUAUAUAGCGUCUUUCACUGUGACUCCGUUCCCGGUACAAUGCGACUUUGUUAAAAUCCCACUGUGCUUUUCAUCUUUGUCUAUCUCAAUGCGUCAUAUCACCAAUUUUUUUUGUUGAAAGUUCUAUUUUAUGUACAGCUGAAUGAUGAUAAUUGACAAAAUUUUAUAAAAUCACAUCAUAAAUGGAAUAAGACUGCCUUUUGAUUUGUUAGUGUGUCUUUACUCUCAGAUUAACUACAUCGUAAUGCUGAGUGGUGCAGUUGUCAUGAGUGGAUGUGUAUUAAUUUAUAUCUCAGCUUAACAACUUUUUCCAUUGACAGUUUAACAUAUUUUUAAGAAUCUUGGGUUUCUGGUGUGUGUUAUUUUACUUUAAUUUCAUGGUUAAGUUAAACAGUUCAAUAGUUUAUUAGUUAUUUUUACCGUGAUGCCAUGUUGGUUUCCGAUGGCCACCACAGCUUUGGUCUUGGGUUGUUGGGAGGCAGAUCUGAGCUACUCACUAGAAGUCACCCUGGCAUUUUGUUAUCGUUCAUGAUGGUAUUUAAACCCCUCUUCAAUGCAAGUAAUGAUCUGAAUUCCUGAAAACAAAACUAACAACAAUGACAACAGAAUAUAUGACUAACAACAGUUGUCU